CCUAUUUUGCUCUAUGUUUUCCAAUUACUGUUCUGUGCUUGCAGCUGAUUUUUGACGUUUUUGUUUUUUGCGAGUUCGCAUUCCAUCCCCACCAUUUUCAAUUCGAAAUUGCAGAACCAAACACGUGUUUUGCAGUAUUUAAAUAUCAUCAAAUAUGGAUCUUAAGAAAACUCAGAAAUUAAACAUCAAUGAUUUCAUGAAAGCAGCUCCUGCGGACCCAAUGGCUUGCAGAUUGAAGUCACUACGUCUUCCAAGAGAUUUGAGCCUGGGGGGCAAUAGGCCUUCCAAAAACAUUUACAAGCCCAAUCUCAACGUGAAGAGAAAUAAGCAGAACGUGAACGAGACGACUCAGAGAAGACACGAGACUCAAAGAAACAGUGUUAUUUUCAGCAAGAGGAAUGAGAGGAACAACUAUGACAAGAAUAAGAACAGAUUUGUACAGGCUGAUAGUGUUUUCUCAGGUGGGAUUGGCACUGAAAACAAAAUCCCAUCUUCCAGCAGUAGAUUUCCUUCAAGUAGGGGUGAGGGUAGAGAAUAUGUUAAGAAGGAAACUACAACAGUGGAGAAUAUAGGAACCAAUUCCAGUAGAGUUAUGGAUGAGAUUCUUCAGUUCAGUAGUGAUGAUGAGGCAGAUAAAUACCAACCAUUCAUACCUAAGGAGUACAGAAAGACUAACACCAGUGAGGAGAAAUUAGAUAGACCAACUUUGGAAGACCUACUUGGAAGGCUGCUCCCUCAAAAGCAAGAUGGUGAUACAGACAACCCCUCUUUUACAGUCUGGCAAAUGCCAGAGUCGUUAGCCUUUAAAGACAUGCAAAUCAAUCCUAAUAUGGAUUGUAGGCUGAAUAGUUUACCAGAAGGAAAAAUAGGCACAGUAAGGGUCAGGAAAUCAGGAAAGAUGGAUGUAGUGUUAGGUGGUGUAAAAUAUACUUUGAACAGUAUGGAUUUCAAAACUAUUACUGAACAGUUAGUGUCUGUGAAUCCAGAUGAAAAAAACUGUUGUAUUUUAGGUAAUGUAGAAAGUAAAUUCAUGCUAUGUCCUUCAUGGCAAUCGUUGUUAUGCUGAUAUGUGAUUUAUUGUAUCAAUUCUCUGUUAACAGAUUUAUAACAAUUUAUUUAUAAUAAAUAAAGUCCAAGAGAUUAA
Molecule: messenger RNA, 1144 nt
Organism: Acanthoscelides obtectus
Lineage: Eukaryota; Metazoa; Arthropoda; Insecta; Coleoptera; Chrysomelidae
Source: the annotation of a GenBank genome assembly